Sarcophilus harrisii (Tasmanian devil) is the source of this 2494-nucleotide messenger RNA. RefSeq names its product gap junction protein delta 2 (gene GJD2). Gene Ontology annotation, biological process: cell communication. Bases 812 to 1780 code for a protein of 322 amino acids. The record is from RefSeq and is a predicted model, not a curated record. Lineage: Eukaryota; Metazoa; Chordata; Mammalia; Dasyuromorphia; Dasyuridae. Gene Ontology annotation, cellular component: connexin complex. The transcript has 2 exons.
GGAAACUGGAGCUGUCUUGUUAGGGAUGCUGCGAUCGUUAUCGCCCCUCCUCCAGUUGGGAGACCCGGGACUCACAUUCAUCCCUCCUCUUUCCCUCCCUUUCUCUCUUUCUACGACUAGUCCCCUGGCCCUCUGGCUUGGACUAGCAGCUACAGCACGCCGGCGCUCACUCCCCUCCACCAACCUGGAGUGACGCAGGCAGAGACUACUUAAGGGAGGAUUAGAGGCGGCAAGACACGGAUUCCCAGUCUGCCCCGCUCUGUGCACCCAGGGUCGCGAUCCUGGCCCGGUCUCCGAGGCGGGAAGUAAGGCAGCAACCAACACUCUUUGGGGCUGCAAAGACAAGAGGCGGGUUGCCCUGGGACAGAGACAAGACAGGGAUCUUGGCUUUCCCCCACCUUCGCCCCCAACCCACCCGACUUGGAAACAGGAACGAGAAAUCUGUUUCCAGCCAGCAGCAGGCUAGUGACCAGUACAUUCUUCCAGCCGUCCCCAUCCCCUUCCUGGACAGAAGCCACACAGGGAAUCUUCCCUAGGCUGGACAGCAACUGACCGGUUGGUGCCCUAGUCCCUGGACAGCACCAGCUGCUACCUCACGUCUCUGGAGUCGCUUGGAUUUCCCCCCUCUCUUUAAGUGGAAAAAAGAAAAAAGGGAGAGGGAAGGAGGGAGAAGAGUAGUGGAUUAGGUUUAUUUUGCUUUUAUUUUUGAUCUUUAGCCCCCUCUUUUCGGGUGGUGACUGGGGAGGGGGCCAGGAGAAGGGACGUGCCCAGCGCUGCCCAGUCUUUGUCUGCUGCCUCCGAAUGCACAGCGAUGGGGGAAUGGACCAUCUUAGAGAGGCUGCUGGAAGCCGCCGUACAGCAACAUUCCACUAUGAUUGGGAGGAUCCUGCUGACAGUGGUGGUGAUCUUCCGGAUCCUUAUUGUGGCCAUAGUGGGUGAGACAGUGUACGAUGAUGAACAGACCAUGUUUGUGUGCAAUACCCUGCAGCCAGGCUGCAACCAAGCCUGCUAUGACCGAGCUUUCCCUAUCUCUCAUAUCCGCUACUGGGUCUUCCAGAUCAUCAUGGUGUGCACCCCUAGCCUCUGCUUCAUCACCUACUCAGUGCACCAAUCUGCCAAGCAAAGAGAACGCCGUUACUCUACUGUCUUCCUUGCCUUGGACAGGGAUCCUCCUGAGUCGAUUGGGGGUCCUGGAGGAGCUGGGGGUGGGGGCAGUGGCGGGGGCAAACGGGAAGACAAUAAGAAGCUGCAAAAUGCCAUUGUAAAUGGAGUACUGCAGAAUACAGAAAACACUAGCAAGGAGAAUGAGCCAGACUGUCUAGAGGUUAAGGAAUUGGCCCCACACCCAUCAGGGCUGCGCACAGCAGCCCGCUCCAAGCUCCGUCGCCAAGAGGGCAUCUCCCGCUUCUACAUUAUUCAGGUGGUUUUCCGGAAUGCCCUAGAAAUUGGGUUCCUCGUAGGCCAAUACUUCCUUUAUGGCUUCAGUGUCCCUGGACUGUAUGAGUGUGACCGCUAUCCCUGUAUAAAGGAAGUAGAGUGCUAUGUUUCCCGGCCCACAGAGAAGACAGUCUUCCUCGUUUUCAUGUUUGCUGUGAGUGGUAUCUGUGUUGUCCUCAAUCUGGCUGAACUCAAUCACCUGGGCUGGCGCAAGAUUAAGCUGGCUGUGCGUGGUGCACAGGCCAAGAGGAAAUCAGUCUAUGAGAUCCGCAACAAGGACCUGCCUCGGGUCAGUGUUCCCAAUUUUGGCAGGACUCAGUCAAGUGACUCUGCCUAUGUGUGAAAGGAUAGAUUGGAGGGAGGGGGAGGAGUUGGAGAGAUAACAAGUAGCUUCACUCUCUCCAUCCAAUGGUGGAAUAAGGUUGGUUCUAGAGAAACUUUUAGACAAUGAUUUCAAGAAGGGGAAAAGAAAAAAAGAAGCCCAAUCCAGCAGAAACAUGGGCAAAUGUUGCACCAUUGACCUUACAGAGUCAACUGGGUAGAGAAAAGGCUUCUUGUAGAAAUGGGUCCUCUUUAUCCCAUAAGUUGGUAUGAUCUGACUAGUAAUGGAUACCAAAGCUUACUAGUUAGGACCACAUUGAGCUUUGGCUGGAUCCAGGACACUGGCGAAUGGUGGGAGUCAAAUACUUCCUUGUUACAAAGAUUGUGAUUGACCUCCUCAUUUUAUCCCUUCUUCCUGGAAAACAGGACAGGCUUCUCUGAAGUGCUCCUCUUCUUCUCCACCAGCAAGCCCCUCUCCAACACCCUGGGACAGCUUGCCAGCUUUUUCUAUAUCUGACCUUACUUACAGCAUACCUACUAUGGCUUUCUUACCAGUGAAACAGAGGGAAUUGUUUGGGGUGCAGUGUUGGGACUGACUAUAGAAGAGGUUUGCAUUUGAACCCCAACUGAAUGGUCCCUACUUAUCAUGAAAACCUGUAGAAUGUCUCAGAUUUCCAAUUUUCUAACUCAAACUGCACUGGUGCUGUUUAUUAGGGGUAAGGGGUGGGUGGGGAGG